This is a messenger RNA of Paramecium octaurelia, 1532 nucleotides long. Lineage: Eukaryota; Ciliophora; Oligohymenophorea; Peniculida; Parameciidae. The record is from the annotation of a GenBank genome assembly.
AUGAACUAGAAUCGAUCCUUUAACGAUCCCUACCCCUAAGAAAAUGAAGAGAGUUAGUUCAGUCGUCCUGAAGAUUAAGGUCUGUAAAAUUAAGAAACAACUAAUGAGAAUCCCGAUUAGGAAAACAACAUUACCAAUAAUGAAUAAAAAUAAGUAUCAACCUAAGAAGCGGAAUCGACGUAAACGAAAGAUGAAGAUGUUGGUAAAGAUUAAAAUAAUGAGUUUAGUUCAAAUAACCUAACUUAUGAACAGAAAAGCAAUUCAAUUAAGACAAGAUAUGAAAACUUGUAACAAGAAUAUGAAGAAAUAGAAAUUCACAAUUUUCUUCAAAUUGCUUUGGUAAAUAUUAAAAAAAAAGGAGAAGGAAAUCCUAAUAAGAUAUAUAAGCUAGGAAAAGAAAAUAGGCUUAAUAACCAUAGAUACUCAUCAAAAAGUAAGCCUAAUGUAGGAGGAUAUUGGAAGUAAUUAAGUAACAAAAUUAUAUAGAAUUAUCAUUCAAUCUAAUUAAAGUUAACGAGAUGUUAAAGGAAUUACAAAUUUAAUACUAAUUUUCAAGAAUCUUUUAAUAUGAUGAAUAGAUGAAAAAAUAAAUAUAAAGUAUAACUUAAGAAUUGAAAAACAAAUUGGAGAAUUCAAAUAUUGCAAAGGAAAGUAUUGAAGAAGUAAUGACAAAUGUGGAGGAAUUAAUCAAGCUGAGUGAUGAAAUUCUAGUAAGAAAAGAUAAAAAUGAACAAAAAAACAUUUUCAGCUUUAGAAAAAAAGAUUUCAACAAGCUUUGGGGUUAAAUGGAAUCUCAAUUUUUAGAAUUAAAAUCAGAAUUAAAUGAUGUGAAUAAGUGUCAUGGACUUUUUGAAAAAAUACUUGACAGUUCUUAAAGUAAUCAGGAGGAAAGUAAUUACAAAAAAAGGAAAAGAGUGAUUAAAAAAAUCAAAAAAUAAACUCUAAAAUUAAUUAAUGAAAAAGAGGAUGCUAGUAUCAAAAAUCAAGAUAGAUUGUAAAUUACGUAAGGAUAAUUUAAUAAACAAAAAUAAAGUUAAAUUAAAUGUAAUGGAGAAUAAAAGGAAAAUAAAUAAGAUAACUAAGUAAGUAAAUGCUUGAAAAGUGAAGAAAAUUUCUUCUCCGAAUCAAGUUAAUAACAAUUAAUCGGAGAGGAGUAAUUAGAUGACUAUUAGGAUACUCCUUCUAAUAUAUUCCAAAUUAAAAAAAAGACUAAUACAUUAGAAGAUUAAUAGAACGUUUCUUUAUGUAAAAUAGUUAACAUAACUUUAGCUGAAUUAGACCGAGAACUAUAUUUUGAAAAUGGAUAACAAUUCAUUUAACAUGGGCAAAUGGAAAUAGAAUAUGAAGGAAAAAAUAAUUUUGAAAAAGAAAAGAAAGGAAAGGAAAGAAAUGAUAGGAAAGAAAGGAAAGUAAAGUAAAGAAAAAUAAAGAAAUAAAAGAAAAGAAAUUAAAAAUCAAAUCCAUAUUAGAACUAUAAAAUUAAUUAGAGAAAUUCCAGCAAAAAAGAUUGCAAAAUGAAGAAUGAGAAAUGA